Molecule: messenger RNA, 4977 nt
Organism: Metschnikowia bicuspidata var. bicuspidata NRRL YB-4993
Lineage: Eukaryota; Fungi; Ascomycota; Pichiomycetes; Serinales; Metschnikowiaceae
Gene: BNR1
Product: Bnr1p
Exons: 3
Coding region: 1-4977 (1658 amino acids)
Biological process (GO): actin filament bundle assembly; mitotic actomyosin contractile ring assembly; barbed-end actin filament capping
Cellular component (GO): cellular bud neck; mating projection tip; cell division site
Molecular function (GO): small GTPase binding; actin binding
Source: RefSeq, a predicted model, not a curated record
AUGACGGGCAAGGCAUCGAGAAGCAUUUCUGAUGAGCCAAACUCCGACCACGGCGAACCGAAAACACCCAAUACCCCUUCCAAUUCUACCUUCGUACCACAAACAGAUCAAUUCCAGGCCAUUGGGUAUGAGUCUGUGACAGACCUAGCAGAGCCAACUCGGGUGAAAAAGCUACCGCGGCGGGGCCCCUCUUUCGUUUCCCUUGUAUCUGGAUCCGGCUCGAUGUCCGCACAUUCUUCCCCAAAUAGACCGUCUAUGAGCUCAGAAGAACAGACAGCACGAGAAGCAAUGAUCCAGUCACAAAUACUCAAGGUGAAUCCGCUCCACCGCCUAAAUCUACAUUCUGAGAACCUGUCCGAAGCCCAGUUACAAAGCCCAGCAGAGAAUUCUAUCUAUGGAACACCAGCCAAUGAUAGCACCGGAAGUUUCAGCUCUUUGGACCCCAAGACACCUCGCGCCGCCAGCGCAAAAGCAAAAAAUGCGAGACUGAUGAAGGAAUUGCAAUCUAGUCCGGUUUUCGUCCCACCAAAACGGAACCUCAGCUCGAACAUCAGCCUACAGUCUUUCGAAGCUGUUACCCUGAACAUAAAUUCAAUGCCUGAAGUGCAAGUCGUCGACGCACUCUUUCAACGGUUGCUCUCCACGCGCGUCUUUCCACAGCAGUCGUUCCAAAAUAUUUCUACAAAGAGAAAAUGGGAGCUUCUACUCAGUGAGAAUGAAACCAACGUCGACUUUGAUUUGCAGAACUUGACCUCUCAGCUCUCACGUGCCCUGCCUAUACUCAGGGUAUCUUCCAGUCCAAAGUUUUCAUCACAGGAAACAAGACCAUCAGAUUUGAGCACAAAGUUAUCUUCGAAGAUAACGAGAUCCAUGUCUUUCAGUCGCGAUAACAGCAUUCCGUCCACAUUGGACCAAAAUGAUUCCGGAACCCUCAGCACACUCUCGAAAAAGUUUAGAAUCAAAGAGGGCUCCCCUAGUUGGUUUGUGUCGCGAAUAAUGGCAAAUAAACUCAGCUCCAAGGAAUUCCGCAAGUUGGUCAAGAAAUUGGACUGCAAAGGAAGCAAAAAAUGGCUCUAUGAGUUUCAGGAUGCACAGGGAGAGACUGCCCUUUCUGUGAUAUUGCAUCGGAUUAAUAAGAGGAGUAUCAAAUCGAAUGAUGAUAUCAUCAAAGAGCAGCACAUUUGCCAUUGCCUCAAGAUGCUUUUGUCGACUGAUCGAAGAGACACAGGCGAAGAAGGCUCGUCUGCUUUUGUGAGUGAAGAUGGAAACUCCACUGCUUCCAAGUCUUCUUUUCUGAAAUCCGACCUUUUGGUGAUUAGCUCGAUCAUGUAUUCCCUACUCUCUCCUAGCUCAACAACGAGGUUGUUGGUCACGGAGUUGUUGGUAUACUUGGUCCACCGUUCAUUGUUCAAUUAUUUCCCUCAUAUAAUGGAGGGCUUCACUGCUCUACAGGACUCGGUGGGCGAUUUUGUCAAAUUUCAGCCCUGGUUAAAUGUUUUUGAAACUGCCAUUGAUCAGCAUUUCAACUUAACAGGCAACCAGAGAACUGGUAACGAGCAACAUUUUAAGAACUACGUGCUCACUACCUUAAUUCUCAUCAAUAUAUUGAUUCAACAGGCGGACGGCGUGAAUGACAGAGCUUCUAUGCGAAAGGAGCUAGAAGAGUCAAGAUUACCUGUCAUUUUUGACAAGCUUGGGGCCAUGAAAGACGAAAAUAUCGAUCAACAGAUCCUGGAAUACGAAGUAUUUGAAAAUGAAGACUACUCGAAAUUUUUGAGUGGAAAUCAAUUGAAGGACUUCGAAGAUGAGGAAGAGAGGCAUACUUUGGGCGAUGUUUAUUCGAAGCUUAAACUAGGAUUUGAUGAUCAUACCCCCCACAAAAAUCAAAGUCAACCCGUGGACUCAGUUGAUUUGGACUCGAUUAUCAAAAGAUUAGCCCAAUUAGACUGCAAAAAAUCAGGAAAAGCGCAAAAAGUAUUCACUUUACUCGAGGCCAUUCUUGCGCAUACAUUGUCCGAUAACAACGUCCAUUUUGAUGCUGACUCCGUCUUAUGUAUGUCUGUUGAACGGCUCAUGGAUCGAAUGGAAACGGAUGAGAUAGCAAGAAGAGCCGUCAUGGAGACCAUAAGAUUACGACAAAUGGUUGAAGAUCUUAAAGCGAGCCAGGAAAGUCCAUCCAACCAAAAUGGACAAAAAUAUGAGCAGACCUUUUCAAGUGAUCGAGCUAAAAGCGAACUGGAUGUUGUCAAGAAUCUCAGGACAGAGAUUCAAUGCUUGAGGAAAGAGAAAGAACUUCUUGAAAAAAGCUUGAAUUUCAAACAGCCUAAAUUCAUAAACAAAGAGAAAGUGUCGCACCAAAAUCAUUUCUCCAAGCUGGGCGCUCAUGAGCCAAGGCUUAAUUCCAUCAAUGAAGGGUAUUCAAGACCCGAUAGUUCGGUAAAGCCAUUGUUGAUGGAUGAAUUAGAGUUGAAAAGCUCACUGACGAUUCUCGAAGGCUUCAUAAGAGAGUCAACGUCUUUGCUCGAUCCCCCAAUACCACCGCCGCUCCCAAGUUCUUUUUCACAGAACAAAUAUGAAGUUGGCGAUUCAAACGCUUUGUUACAAAAUCAUUCCCCACAACCACCACCACCUCCUCCUCCAUUACCGCCCAUGUUAUCACAAGGCAAAAAUUCUAUUGAUGAGGCAACACACAUAAAGCUGCCACCUUCACCCCCCAUGCUUGAACAAAGUUUGCAAAAUCAUUUAGGACUACUGGCACCGCCUCCCCCACCACCUUUACCAGCUCAUCUCACCAUAAGCAAUGAUAAUAAAAAUGGCACAACAUCUUCACCGCCUCCACCUCCACCUUUACCAGCUCAUUUUGCAAAGAGCAAUGACGAUAAAAAAGGAUCCUCAGCGCCUCCACCUCCACCACCACCGUUGCCAGGUAUUUUCUCAACGAAUGGAGGAAAUCUGGGCGGUUCAACGCCAUCGCAACCGCCACCACCACCACCACCACCACCACUACCACCUCUGGACAGACUUCAAGAGACCCCUUUAGAAGCCCAAGGAGCCAUGCUGCCAACCAACCAUGAUGUAAAAGGCGGUGCAGAAAUUCAGGUGAAGGAGGUGGCUCUACCAAAAGCAUCUGACCAAUCAAUAAAACCAAAGACAAAACUCAAGCAGAUGCACUGGAGUAAAAUUGAAAACAUUGACAAAACCUUUUGGAGUGGUAUUCCUCAUAAGGAAAUAAUAAGUGAGUUACAACUGAAGGGUGUGCUACGAGAGUUGGAAAAAGCUUUUGUUGCAAAGAACUCUGUGGUCAAAGUGAAGACCAAAUUAUCUGUUUCCCCCACAAAGCCCAAAAAAAUUACUUUACUACCCAUUGAUUUAGCCCAGCAAUUUGGUAUAAAUUUGCAUAUGUUUGGGAAUUUGACAGUUGAAGAAUUGAUGCAAAAAAUCUACAGUUGUGACAAAUCAAUCACAGAGAAUGUUAGCGUAUUGGAGUUUUUCAACAGCGAUGCAUUGAAUGAAAUGUCUGACUCUGUUACCAGAGCAUUUCUACCUUAUUCGAAUGGGUACACGGGACCAGAAAAUACACCACCUAAGUCUCCAGAGAAUUUGGAACGUGCGGACCGAAUCUUUCUCGAAAUCUUCAACAUGAGAAACUACUGGAAAUCUCGAUCUCGCGCUUUGUUGGUCUUACAUUCGUUUAAAAAAGAUUCGAGUGACUUGCUUCAGAAAUUAGAUUUGAUUUACCGAGGCGCCAAUUGUAUUCAAGAAAGCCACAGUCUAAAGCAAGUUUUGGCUUUGAUACGAUCGGUUGGAAAUUUCAUGAAUGAUUCCUCGAAGCAAGCCAUGGGUUUCAAACUUGAUAUAUUGCAGAGAUUAAGAUUCAUGAAAGAUGAUUCAAAUUCCAUGACGUUCUUGCACUAUAUUGAAAAGAUCGUGCGUAAUUACUUCCCGGAGUAUGGCUUGUUUGUGGAUGAGCUAAGCAUACUCAAUCAUACGCAGAGAAUUUCCGUUGAACAGUUGGAGACAGACUGCGAAGAGUUCAAACGAAACAUUUUGAAUGUUGCCACAUCCAUGACUAAAGGCAACUUGAGUGCGAGAGAUACCUUCCAUCCUGAAGAUGUCAUAUUGGAGAAAAUCAGAGCACCUCUUGAACAAGCAAAGCAAAAGGCGUUUGUUGUGGACUCAAGAAAGGAGCGCACUAUUACUUUAUAUUGCGAAGUGAUGGACUACUUUGGCGAAAACUCAUCCGAUUCAAACAGUAAAAACUCGUUUUUCAGCAAAUUUCUCAAUUUUGUGUCAGAGUUCAAAAAGAUGCACGCUGAGAAUGUGCAGAAAGAAGAAGACGAGAGGGUAUACGAAAGAAAAAAGCAAAUGAUUCAAAGGAAGGAAAAUGCUCUUAAGGAUAAGAAGAGUAAGAACAAGCAUGAAAUGAAGGUCAAAACAGGUGGACAUAACGGCAGCACUGACGGUGAGAUUUUGCGCGAUAAGACCAAAGAAGGUGGCACUGCGUUCAAUGACGAGGAUGAGGAGGAUGGUGAUGAGGAGGAUGAUGGAGAGGGGUACUCAAUUAGUGCAAAUGGAAAGGAGAACCGAAGUCCUGAGUCUAUCGAUGAGUUGCUCCGCAGGUUGAAAUACCAAUCACCCAUACUAGCUGAUCAUAAAGGACGGCGCGGUCACAAAGGACAAUCGUACGUUGGUCUGAAAUCACUAUAUUCUUACUCGAUAGAGAAUUUUAUUGAUACAGAUGAGGAUUUGACCAUCAGGAGAGAGAAGUCAUCGAAUGAGUACGAAAGUGUCAAAUCAUUGCGAAGAAGAAUGACUACGCGGAAGAAUUUGGUGGACCGGGAAAAGGCCGUGGAGAAAUCCGAGCAAUACGAUGUUGUUAUGCUCAGGGCGCAGGCUAUGUUGAGCCAACUCCGAUCGAAGACGAGCAAAAAAGACUUGCUUGAACCUGAUAAGGAUGCACUACAUGACAUGGAGUGA